Molecule: messenger RNA, 1906 nt
Organism: Amphibalanus amphitrite
Lineage: Eukaryota; Metazoa; Arthropoda; Thecostraca; Balanomorpha; Balanidae
Product: 26S proteasome regulatory subunit 6A-B
Exons: 11
Coding region: 391-1677 (428 amino acids)
Biological process (GO): proteasome-mediated ubiquitin-dependent protein catabolic process
Cellular component (GO): proteasome regulatory particle, base subcomplex
Molecular function (GO): ATP hydrolysis activity; ATP binding; proteasome-activating activity
Source: RefSeq, a predicted model, not a curated record
UACAUGGGCGACUUCAGCAACUCAUAUAUGGGGGGGUGAUUAUAAACUAUAAGGAAAUAACAAAAAAACAAUACUGUUCAGCAGUUUUUAUGAUAAUUUAUGUUUUAUCAGCCAUUAUCAAUCACGUAAAAACAUUAACUUCUUUUUAUUUCUUGAAAGCCAAGAGAACAAUUCCUUGUUUACUUGCAAUAAUUGCUAUUGUGGCGCACUGAGGCAAUCAUCGCUUUGUGAGACGCACUGUGUUGUGUUAGGAUACACAACUUUUGGGCCGAAUUUUUUUUUAUUGCGAGUGAAAGCUAGGCAUUGGCUGCUGCAGUUAAAGUAAGCGGUAGGAAAGACACUAGGUAUCGGCCCAUAAGGUUUUAAACUGCACAUAAAUACAAAUUGAAAAUGACUACAUUGGAAGACAGCUCCAUUUGGGAAGAUGCUGAGGAGUCCGUGGGUGAGAAUGUGCUGCGUAUGAACACGGAAGAGAUUGUGGGACUGACGCGGCUGCUGGACAACGAGAUCCGUAUCAUGAAGUCGGAGGUGAUGCGCAUCUCCCAUGAGCUGCAGACGCAGAAGGACAAAAUCCGAGAGAACACCGAGAAAAUCAAACUCAACAAGACACUGCCCUACCUGGUCUCCAAUGUUAUCGAGUUGCUGGAUGUCGAUCCCCAGGACCUGGGUGAGGAGGAUGGUGCCAAUGUCGACCUCGACUCACAGCGGAAGGGCAAGUGUGCAGUGGUGAAGACAUCGACCAGACAGACAUACUUCCUGCCGGUGAUUGGCCUCGUGGACCCGGAGGACCUGAAGCCGGGUGACCUGGUGGGCGUCAACAAGGACUCGUACCUGAUCCUGGAGGCGCUGCCGGCCGAGUACGACUCGCGUGUCAAAGCCAUGGAGGUGGACGAGCGGCCCACCGAACAGUACUCGGAUGUCGGAGGGCUGGACAAACAGAUUCAGGAGCUGAUCGAGGCUGUGGUUCUACCGAUGACCCACAAAGACCGGUUCACAAACCUGGGCAUCCAGCCGCCGAAGGGCGUCCUCCUAUACGGCCCGCCCGGCACCGGUAAGACGCUGCUGGCGCGUGCGUGCGCGGCCCAGACCAAGUCGACAUUCCUGAAGCUGGCCGGACCGCAGCUGGUACAGAUGUUUAUCGGUGACGGUGCCAAGCUGGUGCGAGACGCGUUCGCACUGGCCAAGGAGAAGGCGCCGGCCAUCAUCUUCAUCGACGAGCUGGAUGCCAUCGGUACGAAGCGUUUCGACUCGGAGAAGGCCGGCGACAGGGAGGUCCAGCGGACCAUGCUGGAGCUGCUUAACCAGCUGGACGGAUUCUCCUCCACCACCGACAUCAAGGUGAUUGCCGCCACCAACCGUGUGGACAUUCUGGACCCGGCACUGCUGCGGUCCGGCCGACUCGACCGAAAAAUCGAGUUCCCGCACCCGAACGAACAGGCCCGGGCCAGGAUUAUGCAAAUCCACAGCCGUAAGAUGAACGUGUCUCCGGACGUCAACUUUGACGAGCUGUCCCGUUCCACGGACGACUUCAACGGCGCCCAGUGCAAGGCCGUCUGCGUCGAGGCGGGUAUGAUCGCUCUCCGUCGGGAGGCCACUACCGUAACACAUGAGGACUUCAUGGACGCCAUCAUGGAGGUCCAGGCCAAGAAGAAAACCAAUCUCAACUACUACGCUUAGGGGCCGAUCCACCACACACACAACUAAUACCCUACACACCGUGAUCGGUGCCAGAAGGCCGCUAGACCACCGGCUACGACUCUAAAGAGCUAAUGUGGAUAAUUUAUUUUAUCUCGGUGUACGGCUCGCGUCCUUCUGCGUCCGCUGCGUAUGGGAGACGCGCCCGGCUUCAUGUGUGAAAUGUCGCCACCAACAUGUCCCAUUGUUGAAUACAUGGCACACCGUAUAA